GCCCAUCGGGAGGUGAACGGAAGUGAGCGGAAACAGGCAGGCCAGAGUAGCCCUGACAGUGGAGAAAAACAGCUGUUUCGCCAAGACAGAACGUAAAAAACCACUCGUUUCUGUCCUUUGUUCUUUAGUUGCGAAGACCUGAUGGUGUUGAAGUAGUUAUUAAGUCAACAUGGUACUCAUUUGGCGGCCUUUCUCGAAGACGUUCAACGAGCUGGUGUUACUUUUCGCCUUGUUUCUUGAUGUUGUGCCGCUGGGUGAAGGCAAGAAGCAGCUGUCACGAAGCGCAGGUGCUUCGGAGACGGUAGAAACUUACGACAAAUACUACAAUUAUGUUGACCUAACGAAUCGUUUACAGUCUUUAGCGCAGAGCUACUCCCACAUCGCCAGCCUGUCGAGCAUUGGUCGGUCUGUGGAGGGCAGGGAGCUGUGGGUGAUGCGGAUCAGUGUGGAGCCCGACAAAGAUACGCCUGGUAACCCGAAAUUUAAGUACGUAGGGAACAUGCACGGAGAUGAGACCGUGUCCAGACAGGUGUUGGUCUACCUGGUGGAGUACCUGCUCACUAAAUAUGGGGAGGAAGCCCGUAUCACAGAGCUGGUGAACAGCACGGAUAUUUACAUCAUGCCCAGCAUGAACCCGGAUGGCUUUGAGAAGUCAAAGGAAGAGGACUGCGAUGGUGACUACGGUGGCCGGAAUAAUGCCAAUAAUUUAGACCUAAACAGAAGUUUUCCCGAUCAGUUUGACGGGACAACUGUGAAGCCAGAUGAUAUUCCAGAGGUCAUGGCAGUGAUCAAAUGGAUCAAAGAGCAAAAAUUUGUUCUGUCAGGGAACUUGCACGGCGGGACUGUAGUCGCCAGCUACCCUUUCGAUGACUCGGUCUCCCACCAACGUCAGGGCCUCUACAGCCAGUCAGAGGAUGACAACCUGUUUCGCUACCUGGCCCUGGUGUAUUCCCAUAAUCACCCUGUGAUGAAGACCGGUCAGCCUAACUGUCCCGACACUCCCGAAGAAACCUUUGAAGACGGCAUCACCAACGGAGCGCGCUGGUAUGACGUGCCAGGAGGAAUGCAGGACUACAACUACCUCUACGGAAACUGCCUGGAAAUCACCAUGGAGCUGAGCUGCUGCAAACAUCCUCCAGCUUCACAGCUGCAAAAGGAAUGGGAUCUGAACAGGGAGUCCCUUCUGGCCUACAUGGAAAAGGUACACAUGGGAGUUCGUGGCUUCGUGAAAGAUGCAGUCAGCGGUGCCGCCCUCAGCAACGUUAGCAUUGUGGUUGCUGGUAUCCGCCACAACCUGACCACAGCAAAAUUUGGAGAGUACUACCGCCUUCUUCUCCCGGGAACAUACAACAUCACAGCUGUGGCUCCAGGGUACCUAUCAAUGGCAGUCAACAGUGUGCAGGUCAUUGAUGGGAAACCCACUGAGCUUAAUUUUACCUUACAGCCUUUUGUAAAUGAGGCUACAGGCAGAACCCCCCAAACCACCACCUCAUCUCCAUCCACCAGUCACCUCAUUAUUCCUAUGACUAAGGCUUCCAACAUCACCCAGAUUCAGGCUGUUCCCACCACCCCUCCAUUCCUUCCACCUGGUCAUCAGCCCACCCAUCCAAAGGAGUUUCGUCACCACAACUAUGCAGACAUGGAGCUCUUUUUGCGCAAGUGCAACAGCGAGUUUUCCUCUAUCACUCACCUUUACUCUAUUGGCCGCUCUGUACAAGACCGGGAGCUGUACGUGAUGGUCAUCUCAGACAACCCUAAUGUUCACGAGCAUGGGGAACCAGAGUUUAAGUAUGUGGGCAACAUGCAUGGCAAUGAGGUGGUGGGAAGAGAGCUACUGCUCAACCUCAUUGAAUAUCUGUGUCGUAACUACGGUACCGACCCUGAAGUGACUCAGCUGGUCAACAACACUCGGAUUCACAUCAUGCCCUCCAUGAACCCUGAUGGCUAUGAGGUCGCUGUGGAAGGUGACGUGAAGGGCUACAAAGGACGCAACAACAGCAAUGAUUAUGAUUUGAACCGCAACUUUCCAGACCAGUUUGUCACCAUCACAGAACCCAGACAGCCAGAGACGAUAGCUGUCAUGAGCUGGUUGAAGAGCAACCCGUUUGUUUUGUCUGCAAACCUGCAUGGAGGCUCCCUGGUGGUCAACUACCCCUUCGAUGAUGACAAAGAUGAACUUAGUGACUAUAGCAGGUCGCCUGAUGACGCAGUGUUUAAGCAGGUGGCCAAAGCAUACUCACAGGAGAAUCCUCUUAUGUACAAAGGACGCCCUUGUGUGGACCUGUACCCUGAGGAAUAUUUUAAGGAUGGCAUCAUUAAUGGAGCCCAGUGGUACACAGUUCCCGGCGGGAUGCAGGACUGGAAUUACGUCAACACAAACUGCUUCGAGGUGACCAUCGAGCUGGGCUGUGUCAAGUACCCCCUGGCCAAGGAGCUACCAGCAUACUGGGAACAAAACUGGAGAGCUUUGCUGCAAUUUAUGCACCAGGUUCACACCGGAAUAAAAGGCACAGUUUCUGAUGACCGGGAUAGGAUGGGAAUUCCCAAUGCCACCAUCAGCGUGGAGGGAAUAGACCACAACAUCACUACGGCUCAUGCUGGAGACUACUGGAGACUGUUGGUACCUGGCACUUAUGCAGUCACUGCCUCUGCUGAUGGGUAUAUACCUGUGACGAUCUAUGCUACAGUCGCAAAGGACCAAGCAGAGGUAGUGGACUUCAGACUGACCCGUUUACACCCAGACAACAACGCCCACGCUUCCACUGUUGCCCAGCUGACCCAAAGCCCAUCUGAUAGGGAGCUCUACAGCUUGAUAAAAGCACUGUCUCUAGACCAAGGUUUGGAGCAGCUGGUCAAGAGCACAGCCACAGGCAACAGCUUCCGCUACCAACGCUCGAAAGACCUGGAAACUUCCUUGAGAGGCCUCACACUUAACUUUCACCAAAUUACAUCUUUGCACAGACUGGGCCAAAGUGUAGAGUUUAGAAACAUUUUGGCUCUGGAAAUCUCCAACAAUCCAGCAGAACCUGAGCCGUCUGAACCAAAGAUCCGCUUUGUGGCAGGGAUCCACGGCAAUGCUCCUGUGGGCACAGAGUUGCUGCUGGAGUUUGCCGCCUCUCUGUGCAUCAACUACGGCAAAAACCCCGCCAUCACCAAGCUAAUCAACGAGACCCGCAUUUUCAUUGUGCCCUCCAUCAACCCUGACGGACGGGAACAGGCCGCUGAGAAAAAGUGCUCGUCCAACCAGGGCCUAACCAACUCUAAUGGCAAAGAUCUCGACAAAACGUUUUUCGGCAACUCGUCGCAGCGAUUGUCGGAACCAGAACCCGAGACCAAAGCAAUGAUCAAUUUUAUUCAAAGCAAUGACUUCAGUCUGUCUGUCGUCCUGGAUGGAGGCGCUCUGGUUGUCACCUACCCUUAUGACAAACCUGUUCAUAUCGUUAAUAAUGAGGCCACCUUGAAGUACUUGGCGAAAGUGUAUGCUAAGAACCAUCCCAAGAUGCAUCCAGGAGAUACUGCAUGUUCCAAUAAUGGGCAAAUGGGAAAUGUCCCAGAUGGAGUGAUGAAAGCGGCUAAUCUACAAAGUCACAUGGGGAGCAUGAAGGACUUCAGUAUGGACUUUGGACACUGCCCAGAAAUCACAGUAUACACUGGCUGCUGUUUGUUUCCUGCUGCUAAUCAGCUGGGAACGCUCUGGGAUGAGAACAAGAAGGCUCUCCUCAGUAUGUUGGUGGAGGUCCAUAAAGGGGUGCGAGGAGUAGUAAGGGAUAGAAGUGGAAAACCGAUUGUUGGGGCGACCAUUUUUCUGAAUGCAACAGUAAAGAUCUCCACUUCUGUGGGCGGCUACUUCCACAUCCUCGUCCACCCAGGCACCUAUGGUAUUGACGCCAUAGCUGAAGGCUAUCAAAGUCAACAUAAAGAGGUUGUGGUGACUUCCUAUGAAGCUGCUGCUUCUGUCAUCAUAGAGUUUGAUAUAGACAACAGAAUAUUUGGAUUGCAAAGGGAGUUUGUUGUGGCCUGUGCAGCUGCUGCCAUGACAGCAUUGGUGUUGACAGCGUGCAUCAUUUGGUGCGUGUGCUCAGCGAAGUCCGACCGCCAGAAAGACGGCUUCCAUCGGCUGCGGCAGCACCGCGACGACUACGACGAUGAGAUCCACCUGAACUCCAUGGGCUCCAAAAAGUCCCUGCUCGCACACGAGUUUCAGGACGAAAGCGAAAGUGAUGAAGAGACACUGUAUGCCAACAAAAUCUAACAAUUGUUGUGCUAGUUUGAUUCAGUAUUUUUGCUUUUUACUUUUCAAAUCCCUCCACAGUCAAAUCCUUGACCUGCAAGGAACUGGACGAACUCUUGAUAUCGCAGCUCCACCUUCUCUCUCUCUCUCUUUAUGAAUGAGUGAUGUAAACAUUUUCUCUGUGAAACCAUCAAGUUCUAGGCACGCAGUUUUCCUGCUGGUGGACUCAUGCUUAUCUUCAUGACUGACCAGCAGGGAGGGAUGGAGGAAGAUGAUGAUGAACAAACAGUUAAUGACAAUGUUUUUGUCCACUCUUAUUAAUUCUUCACAGCAGCUUCUUUGGUUCCGAGCCAAUCAAGAAGGCUUGUCCUGCCUAGUUUACAGGUCAAGCUGCCAAGUCUAAAUGAACUGUUAGACGUGCUUUAUCACCCAAAAUUUGCCCUUAAAAUUUGUCAUCUUUAAGCAUUAAUUUAAUACACUCUCAAAAUAAGAGUGUUUUUUAUUUCUUGGUCCAAGGUAGAAUAGCUGCACUGUUCGAGCUUUUUGGAGAACAUCUCCAAUUCUGUGCCUUGGCGUCUGUAGAUUGAUCAGUCCAGUCAGGCUGUAAUAAACGAGACAAAGCUGUAUUUUCGUUUAAUAAAACUGAGUUGAUGUUAUGAAUGGAUCCAUCCAUCCAUUAGUCAGCUGAUGAAAAAAGAUGAAAAAUCUUGCUCAUUGUAACUGUUUCUCCACAGGAACUCUUAAAGUGACUUACCUGGGAAUUUAUCGUGUUUUUGGCCCAGUCGGGUUUCCAGGCUUUAAUGAAUCCUGGACUGGAAAGUGCACACAGAAUUCACUUGCACUAAAGGCUUUUAUUCCACCAGAGCAAUUCCAGGGCUGAACUGGUCUUAGUGUUUGCUUUGCGCCAGUUCUUUUUAUCCGCUGCCAGAAGCACUGCACUGUCUCUGGCAUCGAUUAACAUGGUGUUGACUCUGCACCAACUCUUACCUGGAUCUAACGGAAGGAACGGCUGGAGAUGGGUUUUUGGAGAACAGCAACCAAAUUGUUGUGAUUGCCAUUAUAAAAUCUCCAGAUUUAGUUUAGUUUUUUUAACCAAUUUAAGUACAAAAAAAAACAAAAUGGCAGAAAGAUUGGAUUAAAUAUUACUAAAGAGUCGGGUUAGCAGCGGAGGCCAGCUCUCUCCAUUCAUGGCAAUCUUUCACAAAAAUUUAAAAUAAAGCAGAAGGUGAGAUAUUUAUUGGUUAAGAUGCUUACAGGGAUGCAUUGAUGUGAUACCAAGCUGGUCCAGUUAAGAACUGCCUCCAGCAUCACUGGAAGCAUUUUGAUGGAAAAAUCGCAGAACUGGAAAGCAAGGACUAUCUCAUAUCACUGCUUGAAAAAAGAAACUAUAAAGCUAUAAAUAUGUGUGAUGAUUGUAUUUAUUAUUCCUUUUUUUGGUGAUUUUUGUUUAAGUUUAAUUCAGUUCUGCUCAUGGAACGUUAUUGCUGGCUUUGAGUUGUGCCAUUUUUUUUAUCGUAACCAUCGUUAUUUUGCCUCAACAGAGCAGUUUAUUUUCUGCUGAAUCAUGUUCUUGUUUUAAUGACUACAUAUUUUGAUAUAAAGUCAAACCUGGUUUAUUUGCCCAUUAAUAAAAAAACAAACAUACAUCAGAGGUAUUUGUGCUCCACAAGCUAAAGAAGUAUUUCCCGAACCUCUGAAAUUAUCCAGGUGAAUCCUGCAUCGGUUAUUGUCAGGGUGUAAUUUUUCCCAUGUGCUUUUAAAAAAUGGUUCAGUUUCUUGGUGACUCCUUCUGGAAGAGAGGCACGUUUCUCCAAAGACAUGCGAGUCACAUGGAAAGCUUUAAAAUGAUGCAAAGCUAAAUAAUUUUUUUUCUCUUCUAGAUUUUCUGGUCUGAGAAAGCAUCUCAAAACAAACCCGAUAAAUCACCAAAAUCAAAAAUGAUAUAUUUGCUCACACCUGAAAUAUUUGUAUAGCUACUGUUGAUUGCUAUGAAGUCAAUGACAGUGCAUCUGGACAGGAGACUGCAUGGUUUCAAAGCAAUACACACUUGUUCUCUUUGGAGUUUACCCUGACCUCCAGCUAUUUUCACUAGAUCAUUUCUCAAUGUCUGUGUCGGAAGAAAGUUUUGUAAGUUAUUUUUCUUAUGCUGUGUCUGUGAAGCCCCUUUUGAGCUUUUGAAAGUGUCACACAGUGUUGGCGUGAAGAUUUUAUAUAAACACACUGGAACUGUAAAUAAUGUCUGCCAUUUGUACUUCAUGUUUACUGUGAAUCCACCUGCAGCAGAACAUUUCAGCAGAACCUUGGUGUGAUCAUGAUAUGCUAACAUUCACAAAAACCUCACAGAACAACACAAUAAAACCUCUGAAGGCAACA
Girardinichthys multiradiatus is the source of this 6604-nucleotide messenger RNA. RefSeq names its product carboxypeptidase D, a (gene cpda). The transcript has 21 exons. NCBI's taxonomy places the organism in Eukaryota, Metazoa, Chordata, Actinopteri, Cyprinodontiformes, Goodeidae. Bases 170 to 4252 code for a protein of 1360 amino acids. Gene Ontology annotation, molecular function: metallocarboxypeptidase activity; zinc ion binding. Gene Ontology annotation, biological process: proteolysis. The record is from RefSeq and is a predicted model, not a curated record.